UGCUAAAGACUGUCGUUCGUGUUGUGCUUUAAACAAACGCUAAAUCCUUAGCAUUAAACGCUGGAAUGACACGUUCUACCAGAGACGAAAGUUUGGUUAUUUGUUCACCGUCGUGUUGUUAAUGUUGUUGCAAAAGCAGGCACGACUUUGUUUCUCUGUGCAGCAUAAAACGUAUUAUUUAUAUCUUUAAGCAUGAUAUUUUUGUUCAACAGUCAAAAUUUCGGUGGCUGUUGUCUUCCGUGGUGUGGAUUGAAAAGUUGUGUUUCAGAAAGGUUUGGGACAACGGGAGCGUGAGUAAACGGACAGAAUAUUUCUGUUUGGUUGAGCUGUUUCUCUUCAAUUGUGUUGGUUGGAAAAAAAAACACUGUAACAAAAAAAACUGUUAACUGUAAAUUACUAAAACAUAAAUUGAUGUUCCCAUAAUUUCAAAUUUUGUUUUUUAUGUGAUAUCUUUAAAAUCGCUGUUUCUCUCAUCAGUUAUGUUCAUUAGGGUUACAUUUAAUUAGGGAUGGAUAUCGAAAUCCAGUAACCGGUAUGUACCGAACUGAAUCAGAACACAGAUUUUGUCCUUUUUGGGGAAAUUUGUUUAUUAUUGUUUUUAUGUUUAUGCAAGAAUCGGUUCAGGCACCAGCCCUAGCCCUACAUUUAAUGUUGCUAAAGUAAUGUUUUUUUUAGAUAUUUCGGUUUAAUAUUUCACCAUGAUGGUGUUUAGUUAUGUUAUGUUUAUAUUUAAAAGCUUGUGAUGGGCUUUGGUUGAUCACGUGACUUGGUGGUUAUCAGUGUAUUUCAAAUGCACAAAAUAGAUUUUAGUACUGUUUUAGUGUAUUGAUAAUAUAUCAGCUAAUGAAAUUACAGUAUUUAACCGUAAAUUAAACUUAAAAUAGGGCUGAGCGAUACUUAUUGUCAUCUUCACUGACAAGAUGCGCAUUACAUAUCGCACAAUGAUUAUCAUGCAGCCCUAAGCUAAAACGUUGUUACCGUAUUAUUUAAGGUAGAAUCCCAGCAACCACAGCUGCUAUUUUUUCACCAUACAUUUUACCUUUUUUUACCUUUACAUUUUUAGUCUUUUAUUGUCUCUUAACCUGCCGGGGUGAAGUGGUUACGCCGGUAGUGAUACUGUGUAAGUGCUAUUAUUAUGGCUAAUGUAAGCGUAAUAGGAUCCGUGGCCGUGUGCAGACUUCUCCAGGCUUGUCUGCGUGAGUAAGGUCACAGCAUUGCUGAAAUCUGCUACAGGCUUCGGCAUGUAAGUCUGACUGUACCAUUGAUAGCGCGGCCCAGCUGCCAUCUGUGUGGAUUUUUAAAGGUGCUUUGAGUCAUGUGUGUUUACUAUUACGCUUUUUAUUAGUUCGCCAAAAAAAGAAAAACGUUUAUGGUUUAUGAUGAUCUCAACUAAGAGAAUACAGAUAUCUUAUUGUGGCAAUUGUAGUUGACAGCCAAUACUGGUUUAUCAGUGCCGGCAUGGCCAAUAUAUACUCACAAAUAUUCACAAAAAAUAUACUUUUUUAUACAAUUAUACUUUUUUUUUUUUUUGAAAAUUAAUUUUUCUAUUACACAUACUGAAGCCACUAAUUCUCCAACCCCAUAUCUGCCUGGGGACUUGCAAACAGUUCAUACAUUUAUGAGUUGUUUUAUAUAUAUUAUUAAUUAUUCAGCAUCUCUAGUCUGAAUAAUUCUCAAGUUUUCAGCUGUUUUAGAUGGUUUUACAAAUUACAAAAACACCCUUUGAAGCCGUUUAAGAGCAAAUAUUGAAUGUUGUCAAACAACUGAAAUUUAUUUGAAUACAUAAGAUAUUUCAGCUGUAUUGCCAUUGCUGGAAAAAAUAAAAGGUUAUCCGCUUAAAUCUUAACUACCCCCCCACCCACAUUUUUGUUGGCGUAUUACUGCAGCUCAGUUUUUUUUCUGCUCGUCUUCCAGCGAACAUCAGCACUCUCUGUGGUCUCUAAAUAAUCUUGUUCCUAGUCUUUGAGUAGUUUUUGCAUUUGAGCGGAGCGUCAAAACGUGACCCGCCAAACCAUGCCUUAAGCGUUCAAACAGACCCUACGUUUGUAACCGAACCUAAAAAUAGACGGUUUCAAUUGCGGGGCUUUAGUCGGUUUGGAUGAGUGUGAAGGGGAUUUUAGAGCCCCUGCGCUUCGGCGGCACAAUCUCCUCCUGCCCAUAAUCAAGUGCACAAACCACUGGACGAUCGUUUCAUGACAUGCCGGAUGGAGGAAUAGGCCUGGAUGCCAGGUUACUCCAUCCCCGCACCAGAGUACUAUGCUGAAAAUCAUCUCGGUGGUGGUCUGUUUGUGAACAGACAAAUCGUGGGCAUAUGCGUGCGUGUAUGCGUGAUGGUGGAUGGGUGAUAAUGGGCGCAGGCUAAGCCAGCAGCGGCAGAGGGAUUACAGAGAAACGGGCCAGGGUGCAUCCAUGAUCUGUCACGGCUUAGUACCACAAUUAUCCCCCCUCACAGCGUUUUCAUUAGACUAAUGUUUGAGAUCCUCAGAAUUAUGUAAGAGUGACGCUCUGCCCAACGUGGUCGUUGUUUUUCUCUCUCUCUCUCUCUCUCUCUCUUUUUGCUCUCCUUGUCCUACGAGGAGAACGAAAUGGGCAUCUGUGAGAUUCGCUCCUGCAGAUGAAAAUGAAAAAUCGCCGCUUUCAGUGAGACCGUGCUCAGCUUUGUCAGUGAUGUGGCGGCGUUAUUAGUUGGUAAGCGGUGAGGUUGAGCGCGGCUGAGAGCCUCCGGAGAUCUGAGGAACGGAGAAGAACCGGAGAACUUUUAAAAUGAAGUACAAGAAAUUCAUCACCAUCAUGCAAGCGGCGGUCGGGAUCGCGCCGCUCAACAAGCGCGAGCUGCUGCCACCCGGCCGGAGGCUGUGGAGACCCUCGGGUGACCAGUCCAACCAAAUCGAGUUAUUCCGGUCACGCCGUUCCAAAAGGCUUUCCUUGACCCACGAAGCUCAGUAUUUGUGUCUGCGACGUCUCUCUGCUCCCAGCUACCCGGCCCUUUUACAGAACCCAGUCAUGGAGGAGACGGUGUGGGAGCAGUACACUGUGACCCUGCAGCGGGACUCCAAGAUGGGCUUUGGCAUUGCUGUGUCUGGAGGGAGGGAUAACCCGAAUGAAGAAAGUGGAGAAGCUUCGAUUGUCGUGUCUGAUGUGCUGCAAGGGGGUCCUGCAGAUGGCUUGCUUUUUGAAAACGACCGAGUGAUCCAGGUCAACAAUGUGCCCAUGGACGGGGUGCAGCACACCUUCGCAGUGCAGACUCUCCGCAAAUGCGGCAAAGUAGCCAAAAUCACGGUAAAGAGAUCAAGAAAAAUUCCCGUCAGCAUGAUGAAACGCGCGGCGUCCCCAGACGACCGCGUCUUCAGCGGCGACUACAACGACGACUACGACCACGACCGCCGCAGCAGCGUCUACAGCGGCCGCAGCUACCCCGAGCGCGACGCCAGUCUGGAGCGCGAGCGUGACUACGACCGCAGCCGCGGCAGGAGCCUGGAGCGCGGCGUGAGCCCCGACAGACAGUACAGACGGGACGGCAGCCGCGGCCGAACGCUGGACCACGAGCGCAGCCCCGAGCGCCGCUACCGGAGCGAACACAACCUGGAUCGAGACCACAGUCCGGAUCGCCGCUACCGGAGCGAGCGCAUGCUGGACCGCAACUACAGCCCCGACCGACGCUACCGCAGCGAACACGACCUGGACCGAGAGCGGAGUCCGGACAGACAGUACCGCAGCGACCGGACGCUGGACAGAUCGCACAGUCCUGACGCUCGCUACAGGCCGGAACCGGCGCCGGGAUACAGCAGAGAGAAUUUAGCCAGCGACCUCGAGCGCAGGAGGUUCGACCCGCGGAAGGACGAAGCCAUGAGGAGGAGCGGCAGUCGAGACCGGCUGGAUCACUCGCCCUCGCCUCCACAACGACACAAUCCUCUGGAGAAGCCACUCAGCGUUACUCUACUGAAGAACCGGCCUAAUGAUGAGUAUGGCCUUCGUCUUGGCAGUCAGCUGUUCAUCAAAGAGAUGACGAGCACUGGCCUGGCGUCCAAAGAAGGCAAACUACAGGAAGGCGACAUUAUUCUGAAAAUCAACGGGACGGUCACAGAGAAUCUGUCUCUGAGCGACGCAGGGAAGCUGAUUGAGAAGUCUCGUGGGAAGCUGCAGCUGGUGGUGCAGAGAGAUCGCAGUCAGGUGCUCAUCAGAGUCCCACCAAUGGCAGACAGCGACUCGGAAAUGGAUGAUAUCUCCGAGAUCGAGUCGUACCGCUCCUAUUCUCCUCAAGAGGAUCGGCGGAGUCAUCACUCAGACCUCUCCUCACACUCUUCUAAUGAGAGACUGCAGGACAAACAAAGAGAUGAGCCUCCUAACAGGCUGGCUAAAAUGGGAGCGAUGCCGACUCCGUUCAGAGCGGCGCCGGUGGAUCUCCCGCCUCCGCCCAUAGAGAAGGAAGAACCUCGCAGCGAGUCUCCAGUUCCUGUGGUAAAUGCUGCUCCAAAAAGUGUUCCAGUAAAAGCCAAGCCUCUGCCAAAGGUCCCCCUGCAGCCCAGUCUGGAGGAGCAGGAGAUAUACGGCCCCAACACUGUGAUGGUGCGCUUCCAGAAGGGCGAUAGCGUUGGCCUGCGUCUCGCCGGAGGGAACGACGUGGGCAUUUUUAUCGCAGGCGUUCAGGAGGACAGUCCUGCGGACGUCGAGGGACUCCGCACCGGAGACCAGAUCGUGAAGGUGAAUAAUAUGGAUUUCAGAGGAAUGGUUCGGGAAGAUGCUGUCCUGUAUUUACUAGAGAUUCCUAAAGGAGAGGACGUGACCAUCUUGGCUCAAAGCAAGCCUGAUGUUUACAAAGACAUCCUGGCGUCUGGACGAGGCGAUAGCUUCUUCAUCAGAACUCAUUUCGAAUAUGAGAAAGAGCUUCCUCAGAGCUUGACCUUCUCCAGAGGAGAGAUAUUUAAAGUGGUGGACACUCUCUAUGAUGGAAAGCUGGGUAACUGGCUCGCCAUCCGCAUGGACAAAGACAACCAGCUCCUGGAGAAAGGAAUCAUCCCCAGCAAGAGCAGAGCGGAGCAGAUGGCAAAUGUUCAGAGCGCACAGAAAGGCGCUGCCAAUGACCGAGGUGAUUUCUGGAGGCUGAGAGGUCAAAGAGCUGCCAAGAAGAAAGACCUCCGUAAGAGCAGAGAGGAUCUGAGCGCUGCCCCCGUCACUACACGCUUCCCAGCCUACGAGAGAGUGGUGCUGCGGGAAGCUGGGUUCAGAAGACCUGUCGUAAUAUUCGGACCCAUUUCAGACGCAGCCAAUGAAAAACUGAGCAAUGAUCUUCCAGAUGAGUUUGUCACAGCUAAGACCGAACCUAAAGAUGCGGGCUCAGAGAAGUCGUCUGGCGUUGUGAGACUCAAUACCAUUCGUCAGAUCAUUGAGCAGGACCGACAUGCUUUGCUUGACGUCACUCCAAAGGCUGUGGACACCCUAAACUACACCCAGUGGUAUCCCAUCGUCAUUUUCCUCAACCCAGACAGCAAGCAGGGGGUGAAGACCAUGAGAAACCGCCUGGUUCCCAGCUCUAACCGCAGCUCACGCAAGCUUUACGAACAAGCCGUUAAACUGAGGAAGACCUGCUCACACCUGUUCACUGCUACCGUUGAUCUGAACGCUUCCCAUGACGCCUGGUAUGGAAGUCUCAAGGAUGCAAUACGAGAACAACAAGAUAAAGCUGUCUGGGUCUGUGAAAGCAAGCUGGAUGGGUCUGAGGAGGACUUGGAUCUCCACGAUGACCGCAUGUCAUACCUGUCAGCCAUGAGCGCAGACUACCUGAGCAUGGACAGCCGUCUGACCAGCGAUUACGAGGACACCGCGGAUGAGGGCGGAGCCUACACCGAUAACGAGCUGGACGAGUCCACUGACGAGCCACAGCCCAUGUCAGCCAUCAGCCGCUCGUCUGAGCCUGUUAGUGAGGAUAGACCCAUACCUGUUCCUCACGAGCGUUUAAAGAAGCCUACGAGUAAAGAGGUGCAUCGGGACCCCAGCCCGCCUCCAUCAUUUGUCCCCGAGCCCCCGAAGGUCCGGGCAGCUUCACGUCCCGCAGACUCCAGGAGCUUCGACUCUCGCUCCAGCAGCACGGUCAGCAGUGAUGCCCCGGUCAGCGGCAGGCCUCUUCCUCCGCCCGUCGCCCAGAAGCCCAGCUUCACCCUGAGGACAGGCCCGGCAGACGACACCACGUCCGACGACCCCCUCGAUGACCCCGCCAACCGCACCUUCAGGGGGAAGGUGAAGGCCUUCGAGCAGAUGGAUCACCUGGCCCGGGCCAAAAGGAUGCUGGAGCUGCAGGAGGCGGAGCAAGCGCGGCUGGAAAUAUCUCAGAAGCAUCCAGAUAUUUAUGCAGUCCCCCACAAGCCAAAACCAAACCAAAACAGGCCUCAACCGAUUGGCUCCAGCUCAAACUCUGAGUCCCAGAGCUCCUCCAAAGAGAGCCGCUCUCACCACCGCGCCGAUGAUGAUGAUGAAGAGGAGUACCGCCGGCAGCUGGCUGACCAGACCCGCAGGGGCUACUACAACCCCCAGAAAUACAACGACACUGAGCUCUAACACAAACCAGCGUGUGAGAGGGACAGAAACACACAUGCAGUAUAAACGCGGCAUUCAUAAAACAGCAUCUUUUUAUACCCGCUAUGUUUUUAUAUGGAAUUUCAGUGUAUACUUCUUGUCUGCAUGUAGUUUCUUUUUUUUUUUCUUUCAGACUGUUUGUACGUCUUUUGGUUUUUAUUUUUUCCCACAAUGCCAUGUUAUCCGCUUCUGCUGAACGCUGUUGGAUGGAGGUAACGUUACACUCUCCUCCUUUACACUGCUGAAGUUUGCCGAGAACCGAACGUGAAAGUGGGUUAAACGUUAUUCUUCCAGUACAUCUGCUGAAGUGCCUUAAUGUCAUCGAUCAGUCCUGUGUCAACUUAAAGCUUAGCGCAUGCUCGCUGCAUUACUGUGAUGAAAUCACGUCACGUCGCUUCUGAGAUCAUGUGUAUCGUUCACGGUGUGUGUCUGAUCGGUGCUUUAGGUUGAUCCUCUAAUAUAACAGAGUUGUGGGAUUUUUCAAUUUUAAAGACUAAUAAAUAAACUUUUAAUGUUGUUA
Puntigrus tetrazona (Sumatra barb) is the source of this 7090-nucleotide messenger RNA. It is a transcript of the gene tjp2a, whose product is annotated as tight junction protein 2a (zona occludens 2). The coding region runs from base 2764 to 6552 and encodes 1262 amino acids. Lineage: Eukaryota; Metazoa; Chordata; Actinopteri; Cypriniformes; Cyprinidae. Gene Ontology annotation, biological process: protein localization to cell-cell junction; cell-cell junction organization; positive regulation of blood-brain barrier permeability. The record is from RefSeq and is a predicted model, not a curated record. Gene Ontology annotation, molecular function: cell adhesion molecule binding. The transcript is spliced from 24 exons. Gene Ontology annotation, cellular component: plasma membrane; bicellular tight junction.